CGAUUCCCACAAACCACCCCACGACAUUCACAACUAACCAGCAGAAUGGGUGACGUUGAUGUAACCGCCAGCAACUGGAGACAGGUCGAGGUCGGCCGUGUCGUCCUUUUCUACUCCGGCCCAUACGCCGGCAGGACCGCUGCCAUCGUUCAGAUCAUCGACCACAAGCGCGUCCUUGUGGACGGCCCAUCUUCCAAGGCUGAACUCGCCGUCGCACGCCACGCCACUCCUCUUUCCGCCGUCUCCCUCACCAACAUCGUCAUUCCCAAGCUCCCAAGAGCUGCUGGAUCCGCCGCGCUGAAGAAGCAAUGGGACGCCGCUGGUGUGGAUGAGAAGUGGACUGGAAGCUCCUACGCGAAGAAGAUGGAGAAGGCAUCGCGGAGGAAGAAGUUGAACGAUUUCGAGCGCUUCAAGGUCAUGCGCUUGAGGAAGCAGGCUCGCUUCGAGGUCCGCAAGGCCAUCGCUCAGGCCAAGGCCAGCGCAUAAGUUACGACAAACCGGCGUUGUACUUCUGAAACCGUGCGAACAUUCAGACCUCGAAUACGUCGCAAAAGCAACAGGCUCAGGCGCAGGCGGUCGAGGGACGAUCGUUUGGCGAUUAGACUGGCGAAAUGGGGGUGAAAUAGCUCUCUUCGGGCUUUUGAUAGCGCUUCAAAUGCAUGGCCUGUGACAGGGCUUCAAGUUC
Messenger RNA from Zymoseptoria tritici IPO323, 685 nucleotides. RefSeq names its product 60S ribosomal protein L14. Gene Ontology annotation, biological process: translation; ribosomal large subunit biogenesis. NCBI's taxonomy places the organism in Eukaryota, Fungi, Ascomycota, Dothideomycetes, Mycosphaerellales, Mycosphaerellaceae. Bases 46 to 486 code for a protein of 146 amino acids. Gene Ontology annotation, molecular function: structural constituent of ribosome; RNA binding. The record is from RefSeq and is a predicted model, not a curated record. Gene Ontology annotation, cellular component: ribosome; cytosolic large ribosomal subunit. The transcript has 4 exons.